AUGUCAGGCAGUGGUCCGGAACGUUCAAAUUUUCGUGGUAAUCGACCAUUAUCAUCAAAUCCACCUCAUUCAAUAUGUGUUACUGAUCGGAAAGUUGUUUCAUUUACACAUUUAUGGACAAUCGAUCAUUUUCAAUCAUAUUUAGAUGAUCCACAAUCGCCUCGUGUUCUCUUCAGCUCUUAUUUUUCUCCAAAUUUUGGUCCACAUACUGAUACAAGUUGGUGUUUAAAACUUUAUCCGAAAGGUGUUAACGAAAAAUCAGUUGAAUAUAUAAGUUUAUUUGUUAAAUAUGUUCGUGGUCGAACGGAUUUACAAGCUAAAGCAGAAUUUUCAUUAAUUAAUAGUCGUGGAGAAUUUCAUAUUGUACGUAAAACUCCCUAUCAUAUAUUUCCAACAGGUGGUGAUUGGGGUUAUUCAGAAUAUUUAAUGCGUAUGGUAUUAACUACACAACGUAAAUCAGAAUUAUUAAAUGCAGAUCAAAGUUUAAAAAUUUUUACACGUGUUAUUAUUGUUGGUGAAUCAUCAUCAUCGAUAAUACAUGAAGAAAAAAAGAAUACAUAUGAAAGUUUAAUAUCAUUAUCAUCACAUUUUGGUUCAUUAUUAACAUCAACGAAAGAUAAUUGUCAUGAUGUUACAAUUAUUGUACGACCACAACAAUAUAAUAGUUUAACAUAUGAAAGUAAAUCACAUGAUACUCCAUCAUCAUCAUCAGCAUCUUCAUCACCUAUUGAUGGAGGUAAAUCAUCAUCGAAAAAAAACUCAAAUAAUAGUUCCAGUGUUGGAACUAAUCGAACAAAACGUAAACGAUAUAGUACAAACUCAGGUGGAAGUAGUGGUGCUGGAGAAUCAUCAGGUGAAACCAAUAAUGAUGAAACAACUUCAACAACAUUAGCUAUUCCGUCAACACCAACGACAAUGACAUUUUAUGCACAUCGAAGUAUAUUAAGUGUUCGUAGUCCUGUAUUUGCUGCAAUGUUUUCUCAUUCAAUGCUCGAAGAUCAAAAUUCCACAAUUGAAAUCACAGAUUUACAACCAGAAACCGUUCGUGCUUUACUUGAAUAUAUCUAUACAUCAAAUGUUGAAGAAAUCGAUGAACAUAAUGCUGUUGAAAUAUUUAAAGCAGCUGAUAAAUAUGAAUUAGAAUUAUUAAAACAAAAAUCCGAAUUAAUAAUGAUGAAUUCAUUAUCUGUAUCGAAUUGUACAAUGCUUUAUAUAGUUGCCGAUUUACAUAAUGCAAAUGAAUUAAAAAAACGUGUUUUAAAUUUUAUCAUGCGCAAUAUACUUGAAGUAACUGAAAGUGAUGAUUGGCGUAUAUUAGUUGAACAACAUCCAGCAUUAGCGACAGAAGCAUUUGUUUAUUCAGCUGAACAUGCUGCAUCAUGUGCAUGUUCAUCUUAA
Adineta steineri is the source of this 1398-nucleotide messenger RNA. NCBI's taxonomy places the organism in Eukaryota, Metazoa, Rotifera, Eurotatoria, Adinetida, Adinetidae. The record is from the annotation of a GenBank genome assembly.